Molecule: messenger RNA, 954 nt
Organism: Heterobilharzia americana
Lineage: Eukaryota; Metazoa; Platyhelminthes; Trematoda; Strigeidida; Schistosomatidae
Source: the annotation of a GenBank genome assembly
UAACAAUUUACUUCAUUUAACAUCAACUAAUGUCUAACAAGAAAUAUUUUAAUCCACCAGAAAUCUUGGUAAUUGGAGUUGGUUUACCACGUACAGGUACAUCAAGUUUAAAGGCUGCACUUGAAAUUUUAUACAAUACUCCAUGUUAUAAAUUAGAUGAAGUUAUACGAAAGCGUAGAGAUCAUAUAUUGAAAUGGCAAAGUUUGAUGGAUCAGGCAAAAUUUUCUAAAUGUGGAAUAAUCAAUAAACAAACUGUUUAUGAAUUACUAGAAGGCUAUAAGACUGUUGUCGAUAUACCAGUCUCUGUGUUACAUAAAGAGAUGAUGGCAAUUUUCCCAAAUGCAAAGUUCAUAUUUAGUUGGAGAGAUAAAAAUGAUUGGUUGAAUAGUAUGCGUGAUACAAUAUCAUUAAAUAAAAAUCAAUUAUUUGGUAAUGGAUUAAUUGGUAGUUUUAUUAUCAAAUUAUUUGUUGGUAAUGGAAUUGAACAUUUAAUAGAUGGUACAUUAUAUUAUGCAUUUGAUAAAGAAUUUGAUCAUCAUAAUGAUGAUCAAUUAUUAUUACAAUUAUAUGAUAUAUGAUAUAUAUUUAAAUAAAGUGAAAUUAACUAUCCCUUCAAAUAAAUUAUUAAUACAUAAUUAUAAAGAUGGUUGGGAACCAUUAUGUAACUUUCUUAAUUUACCUAUACCUAAUGAAUCAUAUCCGCAUAAAUUUAAGCGUAAAGAAGUUCAAAAACGUAUAAGAGAUCUACGUAAUAUUAUAUAUAUUAUAAAGUAUAUAAUACCGGCAGGUAUUGUAAUCUGUUUAUCAUGGUAUAUUACAAAGAAUAUUUUAUAGUAACACUAUUAUUAUUAUUGUUAUUAUUAUUAGUAAUAGCAAUAAUACUGUUGAACUAUAAAACCUAACUGGAUCUUUUGUAUGUGAAUGCCUCUUUCCUUUUUUAAAACUAUUUACCAC